AUGAUAACCACUACACCACGAGGACAGUGAAUCACGUGAUGAGAGCUUCGCCGGCCCGGCUCGGUUUUGCCAGAGAACCCAUUGAUUCAGGAACAUGUGGUGGAGGUCGGCAAUGGACCGGCAUGGACGACAUUCCGUUCCCAUCUGAGACCAUUGGGGCGCUAUCGCACUCGUCAUCUACAUUCUUCUCGCGUUCAUCCGCGAAUUCCACGGUCUUUCUCUCUCCUUCUUGCCCUCAAAAGUGUUGCGCCUGGCUCCGAGGGCCCUGCGCGCCCCACUCUUCGCCUCCUUCGCCACCGCCUCCCCUUCCACCCCCGCGUCACGCGACCACGCCCACCGAACGAUGCUGACCGACGCGCAGGCCGCAGCGGUGCAGCGCGCCGCCGAGCCGGGAUUCGAUGGCGUCGAGUUCCUUCUCCGCCCCGCUGGCUGGCCCGAGUGCUCAGGCCCCGUAACAUCGCCCACCGGCACUCCGGCGAGACUGAACACUCGCUCGCGGAGCUCGUCCGUCGCAUCCCUCUCCUUCCAGCCGCCCCGGGUCAACACGCCUCCGCACAUUGCCAUUCUGGACAGCAGCUUUAACCCGCCUACGCUUGCGCACCUCGCCCUCGCCUCUUCCUCCUUCCCCCCGCCUAUGUUGAACCCGAACGUCCGCAGAUCGCGCGGCCUCAGCAGCCCCAAGAGCCCCGCAGCGUUUAUUCGCGAAGCGGCGACAUACUUCACUUCGCACGGGGUGUCGCCAGACGAGGCUCUUGCCCCAGCGCCCAAGGAUGAGGUCACGCACCCCGAUCCCGCGCCAGGGCCGUACACCGCUCGCCUGCUUCUGUACGCGGCGCGGAACGCCGACAAGACACCGGGCAUGACUGACGCGACGCCGGAGCAGCGUGCUGAGCUCAUGCUCGCGCAGGCUGAGGCGAUGCCCCCGCAGGCUGGCCCCGUCGCUGUUGCCAUCGUCGCGCAGCCAACGUUUGUGGCUAAGGCUAAGGCUCUGGUUCGCGUUCUCGAGCAGUCGGGAGUCGUGUGGCCGACCGGCCACGAACCACUCGGUCAGCGCAGCUCGGCACCCCCGACGCCCAGCCGCACUGUUACGUCUCCCUCUCCCAUGUCGCCCGCCUCGCCCGCAACGCCGAGCACCCCUCUCCCGUCCCCGCCGCCGGCCAUCACCUUCCUCGUCGGCAUGGACACGCUCGUGCGCAUCUUCGACGCUAAAUACUACCCGCCCGGAGGCAUGGAGGCUGCGAUGGAGGAGCUCUUUGCGCACGCGUGGCUUGUGUGUGCGCGUCGCGGAAGCGGAGGCGAAAGCACAGACGCGGCGGACACACGUAGACAGGAGGACGCGCUACUUGCACGUGCUGACGUAGCGCGCUGGGUCGCGCGCGGGCGCAUCCGCCUCAUUCGUGCGCCAGAGAGCGUCGCCGACGUCAGCUCGACGCGUGUUCGCAUGGCACUCAGAAUGGGCGCGGGCGCGGGCGCACUCCGCGGCCUGUGCGCCGACCCCGUCGCCAAGUACCUCCUCGAGCAGAGGUUGUACCGGUCGUAGAACGUGGCCUGGGCCACGAUAUUCUAGCCUGAUGUGACUGUGGCGGCUUGUGUUGUUUCUUGAGUAACGGUGGCUUAGCGGCGACGUCGCCAUCCUUGAGUGAGAUGAAGAGAUGCUCUUGGGCUGUCGCGUCGAGCUUGCAGCAUUGCAGCGGUCGGCCAUCCUGUGCUGCUACGUCUGGACGGCCCGACUCGGUG
This is a messenger RNA of Cutaneotrichosporon oleaginosum, 1737 nucleotides long. RefSeq lists its product as uncharacterized. Gene Ontology annotation, molecular function: ATP hydrolysis activity; nicotinamide-nucleotide adenylyltransferase activity. The record is from RefSeq and is a predicted model, not a curated record. NCBI's taxonomy places the organism in Eukaryota, Fungi, Basidiomycota, Tremellomycetes, Trichosporonales, Trichosporonaceae. Gene Ontology annotation, cellular component: cytoplasm; nucleus.